CUGUCGUCGGGUGGAGCGGAUGGACACUCUAGAGCGGCGCGGCAGGCCAGAACGCGCCGCAGCCGACGGGCGCCUUAUCAGCCAGUUCGUUACCAAAGACGCCAUGGUGUUCGGGGACGAGGCACAGUGGAAGAACGGAGUACCACAAGGAGCAAGAACAGCAGACGAGCCCAAGCUGUGUCCUGUAAACGUCGAAUCAUUUCUGGACAGCGGGGAGCUUGCCGACUUCGAAUUCGUGGUGAAAUCCGUGGAUCAGAAUCAGGUCAUCGUGAAGCGGUUCCGUGUGCACAAGCAGUUCCUGGCCAUGCGAAACGAAGUGUUCCGCGCUAUGUUCUAUGGAGACAUUGCGGAGAAGAGCCAAGUAACCAUCACCGACAUACACCCCGACGGUUUUGAGCUGUUGCUCAGAUUUCUCUACUCUGGUAAGAUGAAGAUGGCGAGCAUCGACGACGCUUUACGCACCAGGUUCGCCGCCAAGAAAUACCUUGUGGAGCAGCUCGAGGAAGCAUGCAGUGCCUACAUUACGAAGAACCUCAGUGCCGAACGGCUGUGCUCGUUCAUAGACUACUACAUGCGGAACAGCUAUCCCGACAUGGAUGGCGCCGUGGCAGCGAUUUUGAAUUCAGACAAAGCUCCGGCCGUACUCGCCUCCAAAGAAUUCAACGUGGCUCUCGAGGAAACCGUCCGGUACAUCGUGGAUAAAAUCAGGAAGGUUCCCGAACACAGCGUUGCCUGUGCCGUUUUCGGCUGGGCCCAAGAACAGUGUUUGCGGAGCCUGCAGACGGACAGACCGCUAGAACUUAAGACGCUUGUGCGUUCCUUCUUUCCCAAGAUACGAUUCUUGACCAUGACGAUGGAGCAGUUUCUCAAUGGCCCGGGUUCCUGGGGCGUCCUGGACGACGCUCAGAUCGUCGCCCUGCUGCGAGGCAUCGUGAGUCGCGGAUGGGGCCCGCUGCCCGCAGGGUUCUGUGACAUCAUCAUCGAUCGCUUCAAUUUGUGACCGAAGCUUCAGUGACAAAACGUGAACUGUUUCUGGAAGCCACCUAUUUUCUGGAAGCAGCGAGCGCAUCUGCGGACUUGUUAUUUUGAGGAAACAUACAGAAUUACGCGUUGCACUUAGCUACAAGCUCAUCGCCUUCCCAAAGCUGGGGAGUGGUCUGCCAAUAUAAAAACUGCAAAGGUUGGUAAUCUUACUAGCAAGAGAUAAAGUCGCCUUCACAAGCAAGGAGGCCAAGUUUAAUAGUUACGCUUCAGGGUGCAGUAGGUAUCGACAUAUUCGAGCUCGAUAUCACUUAAAGAACACAUAUAGUCAAAUAUCAGCUAUAAUCGUGUUCCAGUGUGCUACAUGAAACCUUUCUGUGCCAAUAAAAUUUGUG
Molecule: messenger RNA, 1376 nt
Organism: Dermacentor andersoni
Lineage: Eukaryota; Metazoa; Arthropoda; Arachnida; Ixodida; Ixodidae
Product: BTB/POZ domain-containing protein 6-like
Biological process (GO): neurogenesis
Cellular component (GO): cytosol
Molecular function (GO): protein binding
Source: RefSeq, a predicted model, not a curated record